Molecule: messenger RNA, 1309 nt
Organism: Synchiropus splendidus (mandarinfish)
Lineage: Eukaryota; Metazoa; Chordata; Actinopteri; Syngnathiformes; Callionymidae
Product: cyclic AMP-responsive element-binding protein 3-like protein 3-A
Exons: 10
Coding region: 1-1140 (379 amino acids)
Biological process (GO): regulation of transcription by RNA polymerase II
Cellular component (GO): nucleus
Molecular function (GO): DNA-binding transcription factor activity, RNA polymerase II-specific; RNA polymerase II cis-regulatory region sequence-specific DNA binding
Source: RefSeq, a predicted model, not a curated record
AUGACCACGGACAAGGUGCACGAUGCCAUUGAGCUCAUCGACUUCCUCAGUUCCACAAAUGAAAGCGGAGUCUGUUCCGACCAGCCCUGGUUGUUAAGCACUGAUGGGAGUCCAGAAGAAGGCGUUGCAGAUGCCUUCCUGGAGUCCCUGCUGGGGGAAAGCGAGUCUUCCUCAGCAGCAACUUCCCCCCUGUGGUCUCCAUGCACCACUGACAGCGACAUCUACGAGGACCCCUCUAAAAAGAGCCCGCACACCCGCUUCUGCACGCCCCUGCGUGGAUUGGACGCAGAGUUUUUUCCAAACCUUCUACCAGCACAGGUCCCUCAGAGCCAUCUCGCAAAAGAGGAGGCGUCCGACGUGUCCAUCGACCUCGGAUGGCAGCCCAGUGACCUCCAAGAGCAGCUGGGACUCGCCUAUUACCUGACAUCAAACCAAGCCUCCACACUCCCCUUCAAUCAGACCCUGACACUGAAGGACCUGCUGCUCAACAACCUGGGACAGAACUCGCAGCCUAACUCCCUGGAGUCCCGGCAGGAGCUGGAGCUUAAUGAGGAUGAGAAGAAACUCUUGGCCAAAGAAGGUGUGAACCUGCCCAACAAGCUGCCUCUGUCCAAGUUUGAAGAAAGGGUUUUAAAGAAGAUCCGGCGGAAAAUCCGCAACAAGCGCUCGGCUCAGGAGAGUCGAAAAAAGAAGAGAGAAUAUGUGUACAGUCUGGAGGGAAGGAUGUCUGCGUACGCGGCUCACAACCUGCAGCUGCAGAGAAAAGUCUACCAACUGGAGGAGGCCAACAGUGCUCUGCUGAACCAGCUGAGCCGACUACAGGCUCUGCUCCCCAACUGCUCCAGCAGAACCACACAGAGAGGCACCUGCAUCCUGGUUCUGCUUCUCUCCUUCACUCUGCUCAUCUCUUCAAACCUGACACCAGAUUCUUUUCAUCUACUCAAUCUGAGGUCCCGAGGACCUUCUCGCUCCCUGCUGUCAGUGGAUGAAGGCCAAGUAUUCACUCCUCCUCCUCCCCUUCCUCUCCUAUCUACCACCAUCAGCAGCUUGAAAGAGAAGCUCUGGAGCUGGACAAACACACCCAGCGCUAACAUUCCAGAAUCCCGUGAGCGUGAAUGGCGGCACCACGAUGAUCACUGACCUUCACGUAGCAGGCGAUGCAGACGCUCGUGCUUCCAUCAAAUGAGUCAUUUGCUUCCCCUCAUCCGCUCAGCAAUGGAGCGUUUCAUCCCCCAAAACAUCCCAACAGCUUGUAGGUUUUCCCAGGUGGAGGUCAAACAAAGGCUCCAGUUUGGACCAGAAGAAGAGA